AUGGUUGGUGCUGAUGAUAGUUUUGACGAUAUCAAUGAGGAAGAGUUAGAGUCUCUUUGUGGAAAUAAUGUCAACCGGAUUGUUCAUGAGACAGUCAUUCGGAAAUCAAUGCCGGUGCAGAAGGACUUGACUGGCCGUACCAUUGAAGGUCAAAAGUCGAUCUACGAAGAAAUCAGGCAGGAAGUUACAUUUGGACCAACUCACCACAAGUUAGUUCAAGAUGCAUUGGGACACUAUGUGUAUCCGACGAAUUUCGAGGUUAGAGAAUAUCAGUUCGAUAUUGUACGAAAAGCUCUGUUCCAGAAUACAUUAUGUGCGAUUCCAACAGGAAUGGGGAAAACUUUCAUAGCGAGCACUGUUAUGCUCAAUUUCUUUAGGUGGUCUCAAUCGGGGAAGAUCAUCUUCACAGCUCCAACAAGACCACUAGUUGCACAACAGAUCAAAGCUUGUUUGGGUAUUACCGGGAUACCACAGGAUCAGACUGCAAUUCUUCUGGAUAAAUCGAGAAAGAAUAGAGAAGAAAUUUGGGAGGAGAAGAGAGUCUUCUUUACCACACCGCAGGUGAUGGAAAAUGACCUGAAGCGAGGUGUGCUACAUCCCAAGGACAUCAUAACGAUUGUGAUUGAUGAAGCCCAUCGAGCAACCGGUUCUUAUGCCUACACUAAUAUUAUCAAGUUUGUCAGUCGGUUCAAUACUUCUUAUAGGGUAUUGGCGUUGACAGCUACACCUGGAACCGAUCUUAUUGGAGUGCAAGAAGUUGUGAAUAAUCUGGAAAUUUCGAAGAUAGAAGCAAGAACGGAGGAAAGUGCCGAUAUUGUGAGGUAUAUGAGGAAGAAGAGUAGAGCGAAGAUUGAAGUGAGUCCGACGGUUGAGAUCGAAGAUAUAAUCGAACAAAUUGGCAUAGCUAUUCUGCCAGUUCUUUCGCAGGCUAUUGAAUUGAAAAUUUAUGAGGAUUGUAAUCCAUCACAGAUAAACGCUUUCAAGGCGAUGCAACAAAGUCAGAAAAUAAUAGCAAAUCCAGGAAUACCUGAAGGUAUCAAAUGGAGGAAUUUCUUUAUUUUGCAGCUGUUAAACCAUGUAGGUCAGAUGUUAAAGCGCAUUAAAAUCUACGGGAUAAGAACGUUUUACAACUAUUUUAUCGAUAAGCAUAAGGAAUUCACAACGAAAUAUAGUCUGGGUAAAUCGACGAACAAGACCGCGGCUGAAUUUUAUUACAAUCCUAUUUUGACUACUAUGAUGAAACAAUGUGAAUCGCUUCUAUCCAAUCCCAAAUUUUUGGGACAUGGUAAACUAAACCAUGUUAGAGAAGAACUGGCAGAUUUCUUUUCAGAUAUUGGAUCCAACUCUAGAGUGAUUAUUUUCACUGAGCUUAGGGAAAGCGCCUUGGAGAUUGUCAAAUGUGUAGAUACGAUGAAUGAACCAGGCCAUCCCUACCAGGUAAGACCUCACAUAUUUAUUGGCCAAGCGAAAGGUAAAGAAGGUUUUGAUGAAGUGACCUUCGCAAGAAAGAACCAACCCAAAGGUAGGAAAAAGGCUGAUAGACUCAAAAGGCUGGAAGAAGAGAAGCAACUGGAAGAAGACAGAAAGCUGAAGAAGACCCAGGCUAAAUUAGAGAGAGGCACUCGGCGAACCGGUAGCUCUGAAGAAGCACAACUAAACGGUAUGACACAGAAGCAGCAGAAAGAAGUGAUUAUGAAAUUUAAAAAUGGAGAAUAUAAUGUGCUAGUUUGUACUUCUAUUGGAGAAGAAGGUUUAGAUAUCGGUGAAGUUGAUCUUAUUAUUUGCUAUGACACAACGAGUAGUCCCAUUAAGAACAUCCAGCGAAUGGGCAGAACUGGUAGAAAAAGAGAUGGUAGAAUUGUUUUACUUUUCAGUAGUAACGAAUCCCUCAAAUUUGAGCAGGCCAUGAAGGAUUAUGAGAAGUUACAGUAUUUGAUUUGCCAAAACAAUCUACAGUACAAGAAGUCUGAUAGAAUCAUACCGUCCGACAUCAAUCCUAUUUGCCGUGAGGAGCAUAUAAACAUCGACGAAGAUGCACAAGUGGUAAAUGAAAUGGAAGACACAGAAGAAGUUAUUCGUUAUGCUACGCAAUGCAUGCUCGGUAAGAAACCCAAGAGGAGGGAGCGUAAGAAAAAGGGUCCGAAGAAGGAAAAGCAGUUUUUCAUGCCAGAUAAUGUGAAUACAGGUAUUGCAACUGCGAAUACUUUGGUGAAAAAGGUGACAUCGAGAAAAAAAGAGGUGAAAAGUGUUGUUCUCGAUAAAGAGCUUCCUUCCCUGGACCCGGCAGAGCUUAGCCCUCUAGAAGGUUCAUCCCCCGUUAAGCUUGAAUUUGAUGAUGAUUAUAGCGCUUUUGGUAAAAAGUCAAAUAGUGAGCGUCUGCCUAUCUGUGGCGGCUCUACUUACGGCACAGGUGUGCAGUCUGAACCUCCCUCGCCUGAGAAGACAUCAAGUGACACAAAUAUAAGCCUUGGUCAAAAGAUGGACGAUGACGACAGGUGGCACAUUAAUCCAGUAGCGAACAAAAGAAAACUGAAAGUCGAAGUGUCAACAUCGGCAACUACAAAGAAGCCAAAAAGAGAGCCAACUCAAAAUUCAAAUUCAAAUUCUCAAACAGAUGACGAUGGUCUGCUUACCAUACAAGAGCGUGAAUAUUUCCUUCGAAAGUAUUCGGCCGCACACACUGUAUCCAUAGACACCAUACCAAAUUUCAAGCGUUACACCAAGAUUGUCAAUAUUCCGCACAGCUAUCACAAUCAGAAAAUUCAACGUCUAUUUGAAGAUUUGCGGCAUAACAAAAAAGUAAGAACUAUCGAAAUGAAUAGGACUAAAUGCAUUGCUCGCGGUCUUCAAAGCGGGAUUGUUAAUGGAGACGCUCAGCUUACCUCGGUUAUUGUUGAAAAUGACGAGAUCAGCUACAUCGCCAAAACGAGAAAAAAACAGUCGAGUCAAGAAAAUAGUGGCAUUAGUAGAACGAGCUCUAAAGAAUUGGACGAGUUACUAAACUCUGAUUCGGACUUUUAA
Torulaspora delbrueckii is the source of this 3021-nucleotide messenger RNA. RefSeq names its product 3'-5' DNA helicase (gene MPH1). The record is from RefSeq and is a predicted model, not a curated record. The transcript has a single exon. Bases 1 to 3021 code for a protein of 1006 amino acids. Gene Ontology annotation, molecular function: four-way junction DNA binding; four-way junction helicase activity; ATP binding. Gene Ontology annotation, biological process: interstrand cross-link repair; double-strand break repair via synthesis-dependent strand annealing; replication fork reversal. Lineage: Eukaryota; Fungi; Ascomycota; Saccharomycetes; Saccharomycetales; Saccharomycetaceae.